This is a messenger RNA of Pseudophryne corroboree (corroboree frog), 3181 nucleotides long. RefSeq names its product protein tyrosine phosphatase non-receptor type 12 (gene PTPN12). Gene Ontology annotation, molecular function: non-membrane spanning protein tyrosine phosphatase activity. The record is from RefSeq and is a predicted model, not a curated record. The coding region runs from base 360 to 2450 and encodes 696 amino acids. Gene Ontology annotation, biological process: regulation of epidermal growth factor receptor signaling pathway; cellular response to epidermal growth factor stimulus; peptidyl-tyrosine dephosphorylation. Gene Ontology annotation, cellular component: cytoplasm; nucleus. NCBI's taxonomy places the organism in Eukaryota, Metazoa, Chordata, Amphibia, Anura, Myobatrachidae. The transcript is spliced from 15 exons.
AGGGCUGGGUUCCCACGCCCACUUUUUCUGCAUGUUCCUACGUCCAAUGGGAGGUUAGAGGGAGAGCCGCGCCGGCCAAUAGGCGGGCACUCGGGGCGGGGUCCCGGCGCUGCGUGUUCCGGUGCAUUCUCAGAGUGGUGUCGGUGCUGGGCUGGGAGCUGCGCGGAUUACCGGGACGAGAGCAGAGCCGCACCCCCUCCUCUGAGUGACGGGACAGGGGACGCUCUGCAUGGCGAGGGGCUAGGGCAAGAGCGGCCUGCCCCCACCCUGACCGAUCCCCGGGUGGCAGGAUCCAUCCCCGGCUCUGCACCGGAGCAGUAGGAGGCGUGUGACUGGCGGGGAGCAGCUGGGGGUCAGCAAUGGACCAAGUGGAAAUCUUACGGACUUUCAUUCAGAGAGUGCAGAACAUGCACAGCCGGGACCCGAGCGGGGAGGACAACUUCGCCUGUGACUUCAUGAGAUUAAGAAGACUGUCCACUAAGUACAGAACUGAAAAGAUUUAUCCUACAAUCACUGGAGAGAAAGAAGAAAAUGUUAAAAAGAACCGAUAUAAAGAUAUUUUGCCAUUUGAUCACAGCAGGGUUAAACUUGCACUGAAAAUUCCUCCCCAUGAAUCGGAUUACAUCAAUGCAAAUUUUAUCAAGGGUGUAAAUGGGCCUGAAGCAUACAUAGCAACCCAGGGGCCUUUAGCAAAUACUGUAAUUGAUUUCUGGAGAAUGAUCUGGGAAUAUAACGUUGUUAUAAUUAUAAUGGCUUGUCGUGAAUUUGAAAUGGGACGGAAAAAAUGUGAGCGUUAUUACCCAAACUUUGGAGAACAGCCUUUAAAAUUUGGGCCGUUCCAUGUUUCUUGUGAGGAAGAACAGUCGAGGAAGGAUUACUUUGUUAGAACACUUAUAUUGGAGUUUCAGAAUGAAUCACGUAUAAUUCAUCAGUUCCAUUAUGUGAACUGGCCAGAUCAUGACGUUCCAUCAUCCUUUGAUUCUAUCCUGGACAUGAUCAGCUUAAUGAGGGAUUAUCAGGCCCACGAAAAGGUUCCAAUAUGUAUACAUUGCAGUGCCGGAUGUGGAAGGACAGGUGCUAUUUGUGCAAUAGAUUAUACAUGGAAUUUGCUGAAAGCUCGGAGGAUUCCUGAAGAGUUUAAUGUUUUCAGUCUAAUUCAAGACAUGAGGACACAGCGACAUUCGGCUGUCCAGACUAAAGAGCAGUAUGAACUUGUGCAUCGUGCUAUAGCACAGCUGUUUGAGAAGCAGCUCCAAGUGUACGAGAGUGAAGCUAGGAAGACUGUGGAUGGCUUGGAUGAAAAUACUGAUGACCCAAUUAGUUCUGCAGAAAAUAUGAAAACUGACUCUCCACCACCAAAGCCACCACGUAUUCGGAGCUGCCUUGUAGAAGGAGAUGUCAAGGAAGAAAUCUUGCAACCUCCAGAGCCUCUUCCUGUGCCACCAAUUCUGACACCUUCACCUCCUUCUGCUUUUCCAACUGUGACUACGGUGUGGCAAGAAUGUGAUCGCUAUCAUCCAAAACCUGUUUUGCACAUGGCCUCCUCAGAAAAUUUAACAGACAUGAAUGAGAACUAUAACAAAUCUGCAGAUGUUACAGGAAAGAAUGAGCCCAAUGUUGAGAAGAAGCUAGAGCGUAAACUGAGUAUUGAAAUAAAGAAAGUACCUCUUCAAGAAAGCCCUAAAAGUUUUGAGACAAGUGCAGGUUUGCAUAGAGGACUUGGCAUCAAAAUUAAAUCUGCUUCAUCUUAUUCCAUUGACCAGUCACCUAAAACUCAAGCAUCCAGUUCUUUGGAGUCUCUAGCAGUUAUAUCUUCAAACUCUUGUAUUGAUUGUAGGAGUUUGAAACCUGCUAAAACAUUAGAUGAAGCACCACCUCAGAGAAGCUCAGACAGUCUAACCAGGCCAGACCAUCUUCCUCUCUGUGUUUCUACUGCUUUGGGCAAUGAACAUGCAAACUGUAAAAAUGUGUCUGACUCUGCAGACAAACAUUUAGAAGCAUCUUCCUGUGAUAGUAAGACUGUAUUAAAUAGCAAUUUCCUUACAUCUCAGAUAGGGGGUCAGGUUGAUCACAAGACUCCUUCACUUCAACCACCCUUAUCCUUUACUAAUCCUCUUCACUCUGAUGAUUCUGACACAGAAGGGGAUUCUCAUCAAUCCAUGACAAAAAGCUUAUCCAAUAUAUCAACCGCAAGUGCCACAGUGUCUGCAGCCACUGCCUCUGAAAACCUAUCAACUAGAAAAGUAUUGCCCAUGUCUAUCGCAAAACAUUCCAUAUCUCAAAAAGAUCACGCAGCAGAUAACCAAUCUGAUACCAUUCCGAAUACUAUAUUGUGCAAUUCCAUGGAUUUGAAUGACCAAAUGGUGAAGCCACAAGACAGUGCAACUAUUGGUUUGAGUAACAGUGAUAAAUCGGGAGAAUCGCAGGAUUCACCAUCACAGUGCGCAUGAUGACUCCUCAAAUUUCAUUAAUGUUCUAUGAAAAAAAAAGUGAGAAAUGUUGCCUUUUCAAUGGACAAUGAUUCAGUUUUCCUGUUUAUGGAAGAGCCUAAAACACAAAGCAUUAGAUCCAAAACUGUACUAUAAGAAAAUGAUCCUAGUAGGAAAUUAUUCCAUGGCCGUUGCAUUUAUUCAGUGUGGGUUAGCCUGCACAAUGGUAAAAUCUAUUGUACACAUAUUUAAGAGAAUUGUUUCCAGUAUGCUAACUGUUUAUUUGCUGGGACCAUAUACCUGCCUUAUGUAACACUUUGUUUUAAACAAAAAAGUAUUACAUAUGAUUUUGUAACUUAAAGUAUUAUAUUGCCUUAAUGUCUUUUAACCCUGUUACACGCUGCUUGUAGAUCUGUUAAUAUAGUGAGACUUUUAUGAUAGUUUACAGUCUACUUUUUUGCUAACUUUUGAUUAUAUAUUGUAUGCAUUUUUUCUAUUUGUACAGGGCGAGCAGGUAUAUAUGACUUAUUGCAGUCAAAAUAUAUUAACAGAAGAUGUAAGAAAUCUCAGCAUGGUAUUAACUUGUUUAUACAGUAUGUAAAUUAUUGGCCCUGACCAUUUUUUUUAUUUUAAUCAUUCAAGCUGGAUAAUAGAAACCAGCAUAUCAGGUUAACAGAUAAGAUUGUAAUACAGUUUGUAAAUUGUAAGCUAAAGGUUAUUUUUAUAAUAUACACUUUCAUUGUCAAAACUAA